Messenger RNA from Electrophorus electricus (electric eel), 3825 nucleotides. The record is from RefSeq and is a predicted model, not a curated record. Lineage: Eukaryota; Metazoa; Chordata; Actinopteri; Gymnotiformes; Gymnotidae.
UAUGACUAUGUAUGUGACGAAUAAACCAAACUUGAACUUGAACUUGAAAUGAUGUAAGAGAUGGGUGUGGCCAGCGCUAUGGCAGUGAGAAACUCAAGGAGCUCUACAAACUCUUACUAGAUUCUGAUGAGGAACAGCGAUUGAGGGCAUUUAGAGGUGAUCGCUCUAAACUGGAGGAGACAGAUCUAUUCAUGCUCUACCUAGUGGAGAUUCCAAGUUUUCGUCUGCGUUUGGAGGCGAUGGUCCUUCAGGAAGACUUUGACAAUGCUCUGACCUCCUUGUCUGCUUUAGCUCGUUGCUUAGAAACAGCUGCCACAGAGCUGAUGUCAUGUGUUGAGCUCCACUCAAUCCAGCGCUUGGUGCUGAAAGCUGGAAACUACAUGAAUGCUGGAGCAGUAAAAAAAGAUACUUUCAUACCAUCAAUACUUUCAUACCACCUCAAACUCGGCCAUGUUGGACCAGCUGCCAGGUUAUCAGUGGAAUCUCUACAGGAAGAGUUCAGUGAACUGCAGUCAAGAGUGGCCGCCCUGCUGGAGGGAGUUCAAAUUCCACACACAGAUUACACCAUUACUACAGGCUCCUGUGUUAAAGCUGGGGGAUCUACAGAUGGAGGUGUCUGCUGUGUGUGACGCUCAGUCAGCUCUGCUGGAGUUUCUUUGUGAGGAUGAUGAUGGUAUGUUCAAACUGGAGGAAACAUGUGCUACCUUUCACAGCUUCCAGCAGCGCUUUCUCAAAGCUGCACAGGCGCUAAUUUACGUACGUAAAGAGGAAGAAAGACCUAAACGUGAAAUAUAUUUUUAUUAACACAAAGACGGCACAACAUUAACCACAGUGCUUUGCGUCAUGGGCGUGUCCGACAGUCUGCGUGAAUCCCCGGAUGUGCGUUUGAGUGGGACAACGGGAGAGCGCGAGUCGCCGGAGAGUCGGUAGAGCGCACAGUGCUACCCCGGCCAUGCAGACGGUUAAGUGUGUGGUUGUGGGGGACGGCGCGGUGGGGAAGACCUGCUUGUUGAUCUCCUACACCACCAACGCCUUCCCGGACGAGUACAUCCCCACCGUGUUCGACAACUACAGCACCCAGACGUGCGUGGACGGGCGCGCCAUUAGCCUCAACCUGUGGGACACGGCGGGCCAGGAGGAGUAUGACCGCCUGCGGACCCUGUCCUACCCCCAGACUCAUGUCUUCAUCAUCUGCUUCUCCGUGGUCAGCCCCUCGUCGCACGCCAACGUGCGUCACAAGUGGCACCCGGAGGUGAGCCACCACUGCCCUGGCGUGCCUGUCCUGCUCGUGGGCACCAAGCAGGACCUGCGCUCAGACCGCGAGACCCUGGAGAGGCUGCGGGAGCAGGGCCUGAGCCCCGCCACGGCCCAGCACGGCGCCGCGCUGGCGCGGAGCAUUGGGGCCGUGCGCUACCUGGAGUGCUCCGCCCUGCUCCAGGAGGGGGUCCGCGAGGUGUUCCAGGAGGCUGUCAGAGCCGUGCUCUACCCCAACGCCAAGAAACACGCCAAAAAGUGUGUGCUCUUAUAACCAGCAGACUUUGUGUGUGUGUGUGUGUGUACAAAUGUGAGGUUUUUGUUCUUAUUGUAUAGUGUUUUUCACUAUAAUUUUGUAUUCAUACAGUAACUUGUGUAUGUGUGUAUGAAUGCACAGCCAAAUUGGUGGAACACAGACUGUUUCAUUGCGAGAAGAGGCUGACUCUGUGUGUGUGUGUGUGUGUGUGUGUGUGUGUGUGUGUGUGUGUGUGUGUGUGUGUGUGUACACAAAUUCCACGCACACACACACACAGGAUGCGUAAGAUAAAAGGUAGGCUGUGAGUGCGGACAGCAGAUGUCCACAAGUCCAGAACCAACACAUCAGCCUGCAUAGUUGGAACCCGAGAGGAAAGGACACUUGUCCUUCAGCCCUGGACAUUCUGAUUGGAUUCCGCCCUGGAGUCUGUGCCCUCUCCCCCUUAUAAUGUCACUGUAUUUUGAAGCUUCCUAUUGGCCCGCUUCAAGCCUGGUCACCAAAGAGCUGAGGCCAACUAGCUUUAUGUUUCGGUUGUAACGUGGGGUUGUCUCUGAUUUGCCAAUCCUCAGUCCUGCCUUAAUGAUGUCACCUGCGUGAAGAUGUCAUGACCUACCAAUGAAGUUUGACAUCUCUGGUCAAGAGUCGAGUGCCUUCAGAACCAGAAAGUGCUUUUUAAACACUCGUCCCCCCCCCCCCCAUGUGCCUUCAGACUCAACCAAUCCUCCCCCCGUAUGCCUGAUCUGGGAGCGGUUGUGAUCCUCUGAUCUUCAUGGGCGUUUCAGACUUCUUUGCAGGUCUGUGAAACCCGAUGUUUUAGAUGGCCAAGCAGUUCUUGACACGACAUGCCACAGGUAAUUUACACCCCCACGUGUCUGCCUGGCGUGUAGUAACUGGGCGUGGGACUGUCUAGCCGGUCCAUGGUUUCCCGCCAUGCCAGAUAUGCGGUGUUCUUACUGGCUUGGCUCAGGAAGCUGGGGGCAGAGCCAAAAACAUGGUGUGGAUUUGUGUCCCUGAGGAAUGGAUUGAACUGUUCUGCUGUCAGCAUGGAGAUCUCAGUGUUUACAUAUUCUUCAUGCUGCCUUACUGCUAGGAAAUAUUUCAUUGUUCUAUUAAUAACUUUACACUACAACAUUUCUGAUGUACGAGCUGGUGAUGAGAGAUCGCUAUGGCAACUAGUGUUCUCCUGUUGCAUCCGCCUGAUAGAGCAGUUAGUUAGGUUAUAGGUCAUGGGUUACAGUAAGGUCAUACAACAAGGUCAUAGGUUGAAUUCCCAGAGAGCACACGCAUGAUAAAUAUAUGCACUCUGGAUAAGAGUGUAUGCCUGAUGACUUAAAUGUAAACUGCGUAAAUUUUACAUUUACGUAAAUGUAAACUCAUGUACGCCAUCAACCGGUCAGAAAACAAAAAACGUUGAUGACGUACCAUUAGAUCUAUUUGUUUGCAUUACGCCGUGAGCCAGUGCCCUAAUUAGAGCUGGGGGAAAAAACAACAUAGAUUUCUGUUCACACUACAGAGUGUGCAUCGCACAAGCACUUCAGUCUCAGAAAUCCACGUGUGAAUGUGUUUACACACCAGGCCUGUCCACACUGCAGCAUGUGUGUUGCAUUCUCACCACUGCACAGACACUUGGUGCUUGCGCUCCAACUCUGCUCCCAGUACGCCUGCAACAGUGGUGCUAAUGGGUUAGUACUGGUUCAGAAGGACGGGCCUCCGUCGACACCUUACUGGGGAACGUGCGGGGCUACGGGGAGUGAGCUUGUUGGACACCUGGUGUGUGUGGUCUGCGCUGAGAGGAGAGAGGAAGGGCGAGCGUGGGGAGGGAGACGUGGAGACAGACUCGUCUUCUCACGCAUGGUCAGACGUCUAACCCAACUGAAGACCGGAUCCUCUCUCUCUCGUGUUGUUGUUUUUUUAUAACUAGGGUGCCAAAUAAAAGAGUGUACUAUUUAUCACAAAGUGGAACCCAAAGCAUAGUGAGAGUCAGGCCAUUUGCACACGCACACACUAGUUGAUUUUCAGGUAUAUCGACUGCCAUCCUGUAACAAAUAGAGCUGCUUGUUGCACUGCUCCGGUACCUGGUUAGCGUUUCUUCUCUGGGCGCGUCCCACUGGGUCAGGGUUAGGGUCAGUGGGGCCAUUAAUGCCCGUUCUGCCCCUGUCUUCCCAUAGUCGUCUGCUGCAUUUGCACACAAAAGACAACCACUCGUACAGAGUUGGGAGAUUCUGGGGCGGGACUUUAAAGAGGAGUGUUGUCAUGACAACAGAAGCAUGUGUCAUCAUGUGAACAUGAGAAUAAAAACCCAUUUUAAAGGUAAA